Messenger RNA from Babesia microti strain RI, 1662 nucleotides. Its product is annotated as T-complex protein 1 subunit gamma. The transcript has 5 exons. The record is from RefSeq and is a predicted model, not a curated record. NCBI's taxonomy places the organism in Eukaryota, Apicomplexa, Aconoidasida, Piroplasmida, Babesiidae. The coding region runs from base 1 to 1662 and encodes 553 amino acids. Gene Ontology annotation, cellular component: chaperonin-containing T-complex. Gene Ontology annotation, biological process: protein folding. Gene Ontology annotation, molecular function: ATP-dependent protein folding chaperone; ATP binding; ATP hydrolysis activity.
AUGAUGAGUGAGCAGGGGCAACAAGUGUUGAUUUUCAGACCAAACACCAAAAGGGAAUUUGGUCGAUCUGUCCAACUAUCCACAAUACAGGCCAGCAAGGCUGUUAGUGAAAUUGUACGAACCACAUUGGGACCCAGGGCUAUGCUUAAGAUGUUGAUCGAUCCCAUGGACGGAAUCGUUAUUACCAACGAUGGCAACGCUAUACUACGCGAGAUCGAUGUGGCAAAUCCUGCAGCCAAGAGUUUGAUUGAGCUGAGCAGAUCUCAGGAUGAGGAAGUUGGCGAUGGUACUACAAGUGCAGUGAUUAUAGCUGGGCAAGUGUUAGCAUGUGCAGAACCAUUGAUUAAACAGGAAAUACACCCAACAAUUAUCAUUUCCGGGUUUAUUAAGGCCCUAGCUGAUGCACAAGAGAUUGUGAGAAAUAUUUCCACCAAAAUUGAUGUACAGUGUCAAAAAAGUCUGGAAAAUGCAGUGGUAUCGUGUUUAGAUACCAAAUUUUCCAGUAGAUGGGGGAAUUUGAUUUGUGAUUUGUCUCUAAAGGCAGCACUUACCGUACAGUGUGUUUUGCCUAAUGGAAAGAAAUCCAUAGAUCUAAAGAGAUAUGCUAAAAUUGAAAAAAUUCCCGGGGGAAAUCUUGAGGAUUCAAAAGUAUUGGACGGGAUAAUGAUCAAUAAAGAUGUAACUCAUGGGCAAAUGAAGAGGACUAUUGAGAACCCCAAAAUAUUAAUUCUAGACUGUACGUUGGAAUACAAGAAGGGGGAGAGUCAGACCAAUGUGGAGAUAACCAAGGAAGAGGAUUGGGCCAAACUCUUGGAACAAGAAGAGUUGGAAGUAAAGACAAUGUGCCAAGACAUCAUUGCCACAGGGUGUAAUGUGGUUGUCACUGAAAAAGGCGUUAGCGAUUUGGCUCAACAUUAUUUGUUGAAGGCUGGCAUUAGCGUGCUUAGGCGAGUUAGGAAAACAGAUGCCAACAGGCUGGCAAAAGCUUGUGGCGCUACAAUUGUUAAUCGUACCGAGGAGGCCCUGGAGAAGGAUGUUGGCCUCAAAUGUGGACUUUUCCAAGUCUCUAAAAUUGGCGAUGAUUAUUAUUCCUUCUUCAUCAAAUGCAAAGACCCCAAGGCAUGCACCAUUUUGUUACGUGGCUCGUCCAAAGAUAUUCUGAAUGAGAUAGAGAGGAAUAUGCAUGAUGCAAUGAAUGUAGCUAGAAAUAUUCUAAUAGAUCCAGCUCUGUGCCCUGGAGGCGGAGCUACAGAAGCACAAGUUUCAGCUAGGCUAUUGGAGAAGGCGGAAUUAAUUUCGGACAUUUCUAAAUAUGCAUACAAAGCCAUCUCUGAUGCAUUUUUGGUCAUCCCUAGAACUUUGGCACAAAACUGCGGGGUGAGUCCAAUUAAAAUUGUAACGGAAUUAAUGGCUCAUCACACUGACCCUAAGGCCAGCCCUAAUUUGGGAUUAGAUGGCAACAUUGGUAAGGUUUGUGAUGUCGUGAAGGAAAAUAUAUGGGAUACUUGUGCUGUGAAACUGCAAAUUUACAAAUCUGCAAUUGAAGCGGCUUGUAUGUUAUUGCGAAUAGAUGAUAUUGUCAGUGGGAUUAAGAAACAAGGUGGGGAUGAUAAUGUUCCAAAAAAGCCUGUUGAAGACUUCCAAUCCCACAUCGACUCCUAG